AUGGAUGACAACAUAGAUCCAGUUAACUGGGAAGAAGAUAUUAAUGAUAUUCUAUCAGAUAUGUUUGAAGAGGAGGCAAGAGAGGAUGUAAUAGAGGACCAACCAACAACCUUGACAGAUCUUACUGAUGCAAAGUUACACCCUUUACAGAUACUCUAUAUUGAAUAUAUAGAUGACCUUCCUGAGUAUCCAAAGACUUAUAUUAAUAGUCAUAUGUAUAUCAUUGCAGCAGAUAAAAUGUCACAAUCAGAGGCGGAGCAACAAGUUCAAGAUUAUUCUCAUUCAAGCCUCUAUAGGCUAAGACAUAUCAAUUCCUAUUUCUUGAACUCAUGGCAAGAAAUCCAAAUAAUUCAGAAAGAUAUUGACCUUGUUGAAAAUGAUAUUCAGAAGAGGAAUGUAUUUAGAAAUAUUAUCACAGCUCUCUGA
Molecule: messenger RNA, 426 nt
Organism: Aspergillus nidulans FGSC A4
Lineage: Eukaryota; Fungi; Ascomycota; Eurotiomycetes; Eurotiales; Aspergillaceae
Exons: 5
Coding region: 1-426 (141 amino acids)
Source: RefSeq, a predicted model, not a curated record